GCCAUAGCACUGGCGACGUCUCUGGCAUAAAUGCAAGGAGGAUGUAUAGCUGAUAUAGUAUCUUGUGGAACAGGAUUUGAUUUUGCAAGCGGUUCGGUACGAACGAAGAAAUUUCAAACAAAAGGAUCGGAACUCGCUCAUAGGAAAGGAGAGAAAAACAAAGCAAUGCCAAGAGCUCUGUCAAUCUGCUGUUCAUCGAUAGACGAAGCUCUCUCUUUAUCAUCUCGCGCCAGAUGCAACAAAGAAUGAGUCCUUCUUUUUCCUUCUCGCGAACCACGGGAGCGCCUAGCACCUAGAGGAGCAAAGCUCAAUUUCCUUUCAGGGUAAAGCGGCGCAUAAAAAAGGGCUGGCCCGUCAAACGUCUGGUUCCUUCGCGAACGAAGUUCAGAAUCAACAAGGGUUCGUAGAACGAAGGGAGUAUACAACUGGGGUGCAGCCCCACUUUUUUGUUCGUAACGAGGGAGAGAUAGAAUGGAGUUCUUCACGAAGUUCGAGACAAAGUAAUAAAAAACUUCUCUAUGGCCUCCUCGUUUUGAGACAUUAUGGCUUUGGGGUCGACCCCGGUAACAAAGAAGGAAUCCAUAAAAACGUGGGAUCCGACACCAUGAUAAAAUACUCAAUUUCAAAGUGAGUAAACAGAAUUCCAUACUCGAUCUCAUAGAUACAUAUGGAUACAUAUAGAAUUCUGUGGAAAGCCGUAUUUGAUGAAAGUCGCAUGUACGGCUUGGGGGGAGAUCUUUCAUAUCUUUCGAGAUCCACCCUACAAUAUGGGACCAAAAAGCCAAAAUAAAUCAUUUUAGCCCUUAGAAGUUAUAAAAAAAAACAGAUUAUCCCUUUCACGCUCAUGUCAUGGCGAGGUACUGUAGAAGAAAAAACCGCAAAAUCCGAUCCAAUUUAUCGUAAUCGAUUAGUUAACAUGUUGGUUAACCGUAUUUUGAAACACGGAAAAAAAUCAUUGG
Arachis ipaensis is the source of this 959-nucleotide messenger RNA. Lineage: Eukaryota; Viridiplantae; Streptophyta; Magnoliopsida; Fabales; Fabaceae. The record is from RefSeq and is a predicted model, not a curated record.